AUGGACCUCUUCAAUCGAGGAAAAUCAAAGGCAAAGAAAAAGGCAGACCAACCUGCCAUACAAACCACAAUUAGUACGCCUUUCACAAACACGCCUCAUUCACCCAAAAGCCCUGUUCUUCAUCCCAACGACGAUUACGCAUCAGGGGUAGGACGUUUAGUAGAAGGCUCAUCUUCCAUAAGAAGCUCGCAAUCUUCUUCAAUACCAAGUACCGAUGCCGAAUACACCAACGUCGACACCAUGACAGAAGCUGAAAUAGAGGACUUUUUCGAAAAGAUGCUGACAAGAAGAGGAAUUAACAGUAACAGUGAUCGUUUAAAAAUGCUAUCGUUCCCCAUCGAUAAAAAGAGGCUUAUGGUCGGCCAAGAUAUUCAAUUCGAAAAUAAUGUCGUCGCCAGUCCUUCCAGCAGACGAACAGGUGUCGAUAAAAAAUUGGAUCAUCAUCAAACCGAGAACAAAGGUCCCGAAUAUUAUGUUCGCAAAUUAUCAGACAUGUCAAAAGGUGUCAACACAAAAGUCGUUGCACAUCUCGCUGUGGGACUUAGAACCAUGCCAUUGAGUUGGGUGCGACAAUUCAUCGAUAUGCAAGGAUUACAAGUCAUUACUGCUUUAUUAAAAGCCUUCAACAAAAACAAACAAAGACAAGAAUUGAGUUUAUCCGUCGAAGCUGAUUUAUUGAAAUGCUUCAAAGCCCUAUUAAACAAUAGAGCAAGUAUAACAAUGGAACCCUACAUCCUUCUUUCUUCUAAUAUUCUCUAUUAUUUAGGUGGGAGCGCGAGAAGCAAUGAAACAUCCACAAUGUGUAGAACAAAUCGUCCAUUGCAUCGUCUCCCCAUCCAUCAAUUCACGUCGACUCGUCUGUGA
This is a messenger RNA of Mucor mucedo, 864 nucleotides long. RefSeq names its product diaphanous GTPase-binding domain-containing protein. Bases 1 to 864 code for a protein of 287 amino acids. The record is from RefSeq and is a predicted model, not a curated record. Gene Ontology annotation, molecular function: small GTPase binding; actin binding. Gene Ontology annotation, biological process: barbed-end actin filament capping; actin filament bundle assembly; mitotic actomyosin contractile ring assembly. The transcript has 5 exons. Lineage: Eukaryota; Fungi; Mucoromycota; Mucoromycetes; Mucorales; Mucoraceae. Gene Ontology annotation, cellular component: mating projection tip; cell division site.